GCAGCAGCAUCACAGCAUCCUGGAUCCUCCCCUGGAAACUGGAGGAGCAUCUUCUCCCUCUGACGUCAUGACAGCAGCAUCAGCUGUGCGCUCCGCUUUAAGCCCCUUUUCGCUGCCGCUCGCUUCCCGGAGAACGGAAAUAUAUGAAAUUCCCUCUCAUCCCUGAAAUGGCGACACAGGAGGUACAACCCAACGAGACUCUUGCCAAUCUCAAAACAGAGUCCGAGACGCUGAAGACGAAGCUUGAGGAGGAAAGAGCGAAGCUGCACGAUGUCGAGCUACAUCAGGUGGCCGAGAAGGUGGAGGGACUGGGCCAGUUUGUUAUGAAGACCAGGAGAACGCUAAAGGGACAUGGCAACAAAGUUCUCUGCAUGGACUGGUGUAAGGACAAAAGGAGGAUCGUAAGCUCCUCACAGGAUGGGAAAGUAAUCGUAUGGGAUGCUUUCACUACCAACAAGGAGCAUGCUGUGACAAUGCCUUGCACCUGGGUGAUGGCCUGUGCCUACGCUCCCUCUGGCUGUGCAGUAGCUUGUGGGGGCUUGGACAACAAAUGCUCAGUGUAUCCUCUAUCCCUCGAUAAGAAUGAAAACUUGGCUGCAAAGAAGAAGUCAGUCGCCAUGCACACAAACUACUUGUCUGCCUGUAGCUUUACUAACUCAGAUAUGCAGAUCUUGACAUCCAGCGGAGAUGGGACGUGUGCAUUAUGGGAUGUGGAGAGUGGGCAGCUCUUGCAGAGUUUCCAUGGACACGCAGCCGACGUGCUCUGUCUGGAUCUGGCCCCUUCUGAGACUGGAAACACAUUUGUCUCAGGGGGCUGUGAUAAGAAGGCCAACGUAUGGGACAUGCGCUCGGGACAGUGCAUUCAGUCCUUUGAGACACAUGAAUCAGACAUCAACAGUGUUCGGUACUAUCCCAGUGGAGAUGCAUUUGCUUCCGGCUCAGAUGAUGCCACAUGUCGUCUGUAUGACUUGAGAGCAGACAGGGAAGUGGCUAUUUAUUCCAAAGAGAGCAUCAUAUUUGGUGUCUCCAGUGUUGAUUUCUCUCUCAGCGGUCGGCUACUGUUUGGUGGCUACAACGACUACACCAUAAAUGUAUGGGAUGUUCUCAAGGGGACACGGGUGUCUAUUCUAUUUGGACAUGAGAACCGUGUCAGCACGCUGCGUGUUUCCCCAGAUGGGACAGCUUUCUGCUCAGGGUCUUGGGACCACACUCUUCGGAUCUGGGCUUAAGGAUAAAGAUCCAGAAGACUCCACAGUAGAUAGACCUAGUUGAAGAGAUACAGAUGUUUCAGUUUGCUUGAGUACAAUCAUAGAGAUAGAGGUUCAGAUUAAGUUGUACAUAUUGCAUAACAGUGGCAUUGUAUAUACUCCAGUCUCAUGGUCAGGGUAGAUUUACAUGUUUGAGGCAGUAAUUAAACCAAAUGGCACACUUGUAUUACAAUAUGACUGAAAGAAAAUUGCACACAAGUAUUUAUGACGACAGUGUGAAAUGUAUAAUACAUAUUGCAGACAAUAACACAGGUGAUGAAUAGUAGGCUGUAGGAUAGCGGUGAAACAAUAAAGUGGUGUUAUGUUCCCGCACAAAGGACAUUCCUGUUUGUAUUUUGACUAUAUUACACCCCUUCCCUCUGAAGCAAAUAGGCCUAUUUCAUUCUUAAAAGCAAGUCACACAAUAUUAGUCUGUGGUGUUGGAAACAAAUUUAAAGGUAAAUAUAAAAUAAAUGAUGUUGCAUUUGCGUCCCUGUAACCUUGACAUUUGUUUUAUCUCUUAUCUCGGUUUGUUUCCGGCAGUGUAAUCCACUCUCUUGCUUGAUGUGCACAUUCUGUCACUUCAGACACCCCGACCCUGUGGUAUCCGACUAGAUAACUGAAUACAUAAUAAUAUGUGAAAACAUGUUUUCAAUUGUUAGAAUGUACUCCUUUUCAUGCAACUGUCUGAUGGCUGUAAUUUCAUAUUUAUUAUUGUAAUUAUUUUAUUGUAGUUUAGUGUACAUACCAGUAAUAUGAGGGACAGUUUAGCAAAUAUCACAUACAUAAAUAAACUGAGUUUUGAAUAUCA
Messenger RNA from Myripristis murdjan (pinecone soldierfish), 2058 nucleotides. It is a transcript of the gene gnb5a, whose product is annotated as guanine nucleotide binding protein (G protein), beta 5a. The record is from RefSeq and is a predicted model, not a curated record. The transcript has 11 exons. Gene Ontology annotation, molecular function: protein binding. The coding region runs from base 144 to 1229 and encodes 361 amino acids. Gene Ontology annotation, biological process: signal transduction. Lineage: Eukaryota; Metazoa; Chordata; Actinopteri; Holocentriformes; Holocentridae.